Molecule: messenger RNA, 1092 nt
Organism: Aplysia californica (California sea hare)
Lineage: Eukaryota; Metazoa; Mollusca; Gastropoda; Aplysiida; Aplysiidae
Product: adipocyte plasma membrane-associated protein
Biological process (GO): biosynthetic process
Molecular function (GO): strictosidine synthase activity
Source: RefSeq, a predicted model, not a curated record
AGGGAGUUUUACAGGUCCACUACAGGAAAAUAAUGUGAGUCAUUGUUACUACAGCCUACUUUUUGAGAAGUGCAGGCUAAAAGCCAGUGGGAGCUAGCACAUACACGCCAAUGCCGAGCCGACAAAGUUUGUGGACAGCGUCUGCUCUCGUGGCUGCAGCUGGUGUGGCUGUCAUUUAUUUCAUUCCGUCACCGAUUGACCCGGACCCCGUGAGUUUAGGGGACUCACUUCCUCGCCUAGAAGGUCCACUCUCUGUGAACACCCACUUGCAGAGGUUGGAGAAACUGUUCGAAGGACAGAUCAUUGGCCCGGAGUCUUUUGCGGCAGGGAGCGACGGUGAGGAACGUUAUCACAAUAAAUAUUAUUUCUAUGUGAUAGGGUCUUACGAACUAGAACCAGAAUGUGGACGGCCCAAAGGAAUGAAAGUGGACAGCUCUGGAAGACUGGUCGUAGCUGAUGCCUACAAUGGGAUAUUGCGCAUUGAUGUUGACAGCGGCGAAACAGAAGUUUUGGUGGACAGAUUCAACGGAUCUCGAUUUCUGUUUCUGAAUGCUCUUGAUAUUGCAUCGGAUGGAACCAUCUACUUCUCUGACUCCAGCACAAAAUGGGAACGUAGAGACUACAGAUACGAGGUUAUUGAAACAAAUAAGCUGGGCCGAGUGCUGGCACUGUCACCGCAAUCGAAAGAAGUGAGAAUUGUUCAAGAUGGCCUGUAUUUGCCGAACGGACUGAGUCUAUCUGAGGACGAAAACUUCCUGCUGGUUGCUGAGAUGAGUGUGUCCAGAAUUUCGAGAUCGUUCCAGCUUCUCUGUUCGACGUGUUUCUUCCCAAACAUGCUAUGCUGCUGGAAAUGGACGAGGAGGGCAAUAUUGUUACCUCCCACCACGAUCCUGGGGCUUUGGUUGUUAGAGCAGUCAGCGAAGCCUUUGAGCACAGCGGCAAGAUUUACAUAGGGCAUUUCAAGAUACCAUACAUUGGUGUUAUCAAGAAAUCCAUUUUCGUCUCGGAAUAGAGGCUUUUGUCAAAUACAAUCGUCAUUCUCGUCAUCAACAUAAACACAAUCAUUCAUCGUUGUCAUCACCAUCAUCAUCA